Molecule: messenger RNA, 3210 nt
Organism: Drosophila kikkawai
Lineage: Eukaryota; Metazoa; Arthropoda; Insecta; Diptera; Drosophilidae
Gene: aPKC
Product: protein kinase C iota type
Biological process (GO): protein phosphorylation; establishment or maintenance of cell polarity
Cellular component (GO): cytoplasm; nucleus
Molecular function (GO): protein binding; ATP binding; protein serine/threonine kinase activity
Source: RefSeq, a predicted model, not a curated record
AGAAGUCAAGUGCCACGGAACUGUAAAAGAACAAAAAGAACGGAAAAAUCAAAUUAAAUAAAAAAAGCCAAGAAAGUUACAAAAUAAUACAAUUAAAAAACUAAACCCCGUCGCGAAAACCUACAAAGAACAAAGUAUAAAAUGGCCUGGGGCUAUUGGUCAGCCACGACUGUGGAUCGUGGGCGGUCGCCGCGCCGCCUCACGCAGUGUGCCCCGCUUCCGGUCAACAUAGUGCAGCAGGAGGAGGAGGAGGAGCAGCCCUGCCUGCCCCAACAGCAACAGCAGCAGCAGCAACAAUCUCAACAACAACAACAGUCACAGACCUGUCCCAGCACUCCUUCAGCAAAUCAGCAGGGCAGCGGCAAUCUUUGCUAUAGCCCCACCUGCCGUUCACGCUGCUCGAGUCCUUGUCCAGGCUCACCGUGUGGCUCUAUAACGCCGCCACCGCCGCCGCUGCUCACCUCCUCGCAGCAGCACCUGCACUCCAACAAGAAUUGCCCGGCAGCCCAGCAACUGAUGACACACCUGGACUAUGCAGCGCGGAGACAAUCACUCGACCAGCUGGACAGUCCACAGUCCAAGUACUUCGACAUUCAGGCCAACCAGCUGUCGGACAUCAUGUGCCGCGGUGCGGUGGUCAGCUCCAUUCAAUCGGCGAACAACACGCUCACGCGCGGCGUAUCGCUGCACAGUCGGAGUGGCAGUGCCCACGGCAGCCACCAUGGGAGUCAUCAUGGAAGCCAUCACAGUCACAGCCAUCAUGGCAGCGCCCACGGAUCACUGGGCUGUUUGCAGGGCGGCGUGGGAGUGGGCGUGGCCACGGGCAGCACUGGCAGCAUUGGGAUGAUGUCGGCGGGUCACAUUGACACCGGGGACUAUGAUGUACCGCAUCCGCAUCCCUACACGCAUCAUUAUAUGCAAACGACGGCCUCGGUGACACCGCCGCAUGCCACCUUGAGCAGGCCAGGAUCAGCGGGAGCCGUCUGCCAGGGCCACGACUCGGGAUCGGACUCGAGUCAGGGCUGCGGCGGUUCCAUUAUGGGCGGCAUGCUGGUCAUGGGCCAUCCGGGACACAUGGGCAGUCUGGGACACCACAGUGCCGGCAGCGGAUCGCUGGGCAGGUGCUCGAGCAGGUGCCACAACACGAACACCACAACAACGGAUGAUUCAGGCGGUGGCAGUAGCGGUGGAGGAGGAAUCCCAGGUGGGGGCACUGGCUCUAUGUCCGUGGGAAUGCCAGGCAUGUUGAUGGAUUAUCAUCACAGUCAUCACAGUGGCAGCGCCGGCAGCGGUCUUAAUGGCUGCGGUGGAGGCGGAGGCAGCAUAGCUGGCGGCAGUAUUGGCGGAAGGAGCAGCGUUCUAGGCACCAUCCAUAAUGGGCAUGGGCAUCAUCAUCAGCAGUAUCAUCAUGAGUGCAUCCAUUACGAGAGGCUGCCCAUACCAGUGCCCAUACCCACGGUGCCCAUGGGCGUGGCAUCGCACCCGCAGCAGCAGCAGCAACAGCAGAUGUCGCAGCAUCAGUUGCAGUCGGAGGAGGAGAUAGAGCCGGCCUAUGCAACAGUAUUCCCCAAUGUUCCUCAAGCGCCGGGAUUGUCCUGUGAUGGAGAAGAUCGCAGCAUCUAUCGACGCGGUGCUCGACGCUGGCGCAAGUUGUAUCGCGUCAACGGACACAUCUUCCAGGCCAAGCGUUUCAAUCGGCGUGCUUUCUGUGCCUACUGCCAGGAUAGGAUUUGGGGCCUGGGCCGUCAGGGUUUCAAGUGCAUCCAGUGCAAGCUGCUGGUGCACAAGAAGUGCCAUAAGCUAGUGCAGAAGCACUGCACUGACCAGCCGGAGCCGCUGGUCAAGGAGCGAGCCGAGGAAUCCAGCGAUCCCAUGCCCGUGCCGCUGCCUCCGUUGCCCUACGAGGCAAUGGGCGUUGGAGCAGAUGCCUGUGAGACGCACGAUCAUGCGCAUAUAGUGGCGCCACCGCCGCCAGAGGAUCCUUUGGAGCCGGGCACCCAGCGCCAGUACUCGCUGAACGACUUUGAGCUGAUACGGGUCAUUGGACGCGGCAGCUAUGCCAAGGUGCUGAUGGUGGAACUGCGACGCACUCGACGCAUCUAUGCCAUGAAGGUGAUUAAGAAGGCUCUGGUUACCGACGACGAGGACAUUGAUUGGGUGCAGACGGAAAAGCAUGUGUUUGAGACGGCCUCGAAUCAUCCGUUUUUGGUGGGGCUGCACUCGUGCUUCCAGACACCCUCCCGGCUCUUCUUCGUCAUUGAGUUUGUGCGCGGCGGGGAUUUGAUGUACCACAUGCAGCGGCAGAGGCGGCUGCCCGAGGAGCAUGCCCGCUUCUAUGCGGCGGAGAUCAGUCUGGCUUUGAACUUCCUCCACGAGAAGGGCAUCAUCUAUCGCGAUCUGAAGCUGGACAAUGUUUUGCUUGACCAUGAAGGCCACAUCAAGCUGACGGAUUAUGGCAUGUGCAAGGAGGGCAUACGGUCGGGUGAUACCACCUCCACGUUUUGUGGAACACCCAAUUAUAUAGCCCCGGAGAUCCUAAGGGGCGAGGACUAUGGCUUCUCGGUGGACUGGUGGGCUUUGGGUGUCUUGCUGUACGAGAUGUUGGCUGGACGCAGUCCGUUUGAUCUGGCUGGAGCCUCUGAGAAUCCCGAUCAGAACACUGAGGACUAUCUGUUCCAAGUGAUCCUGGAGAAGACCAUUCGCAUACCCCGCUCUCUAAGCGUUCGAGCGGCCUCUGUUUUGAAGGGUUUCCUCAACAAGAAUCCCGCUGAUCGUUUGGGCUGCCAUCGUGAGUCUGCCUUUAUGGAUAUUGUCAGUCAUCCGUUCUUUAAGAAUAUGGAUUGGGAAUUGCUUGAGCGCAAACAGGUCACGCCACCAUUUAAGCCACGCCUAGACUCAGAUCGCGAUCUGGCCAAUUUCCCGCCCGAGUUCACCGGCGAGGCCGUGCAGUUGACCCCGGAUGAUGAUCAUGUGAUCGAUAAUAUCGAUCAAUCCGAGUUCGAGGGCUUCGAGUAUGUAAACCCCUUGCUGAUGUCGCUGGAGGAUUGCGUCUGACACCACGAAAUGUGUGACUUGCAUCCGUAUAAUAUGCGGCUCUAUGGCGAGGAUUCCAGUGAUUACGAUUCCGUGGCUGAUGACCUGAGCCUCCUGCAUUUGAACAGCGCAGCGGGGGGAGCUGGUGGAUCAGUCAAUAGCAAUAACAAUCUCAGC